Molecule: messenger RNA, 3699 nt
Organism: Heterotrigona itama
Lineage: Eukaryota; Metazoa; Arthropoda; Insecta; Hymenoptera; Apidae
Source: the annotation of a GenBank genome assembly
AAGUUUUGGGCCCGAAGCUGAUGGAGAAUAGAAAACCUUUUCAGUUGAAGAACACGUUGAUAGUUUACAAUCUGUUCCAAGUGAUGUUCUCAGCAUGGCUCUUCUACGAGAGUCUGAUGGGCGGAUGGUGGGGCCAAUAUAGUUUCCGUUGCCAACCCGUGGACUAUAGCAACAACCCGACCGCGUUGAGGGUAAGUUUUGUUAUACGUUUAUUUUCUCUGCAGAUGGAUCAUCAAAACGGACCACCAUUCCAACGAGACGGACCUCCACGAAUGCCAAAUUUGAUCGAUUCAACGAUUUUUAUAUGCGUAUACGUACGAGUUUAUACGGUGGUUGCAGAAAGUGUUUGCACGCGCGCAAAAGUCUGAUUAUUGACCUCUAUAAUUUAGUAUCAAAUUUUCGUGUCAAAGCGAAUAUGGAUGGUUCAUGGCAUGAAAUUUAAUAUUGGUCCCAAACACAUAAAUAUAAGUAAUAUGUAUAAACGCUAUAACGUAGAUACGAGGACAUGCAAAUGCUUCCUGCAACCACUAUAUAAAGAAGAAAAAAAGAGAAAAUAAUUGAUCCAUAUUCCUCCACACCCUCAAAUCUUACUUCUUUACAAUGCACUGUAACAACGUAUACGCAUAUUAUUGACGAUAGUACGUUCUCACGUUUUCAAAGGCCUUGUAUCGUAGAAAUUGUGGAACUGUGCUAUAAUGCAAAAUAUCUUAUGCUUUGUAGGCAGUCGACCAGGGGGAAGAAACCACCUAUGAGAGAGGAGUAAACUGUACUUAUAGCGCUUGUGGCUUGUUUUAUCGUGUAUUUUGCAUCUCUAUAUUUUGCUUCUCGUACCUUGCAGCUCCGUGAAGUAUAAUACAACUAUAGCCCAUAUUUCUGUGCUAAUUAUACGUUGGAAUGCCUGCAUGCCGGUCUGAGACGGACUUUUCUUCCGCGCUAAUAUCUUACGUUGAUAUCGAGGAAAGAUCAAACCGACUGACCGAUUAACGAUUUCGAUAAACUCUUUCUAUAACUUUCAUGUUCAAAUUCUCUUAAAGUAACUUCAAGGGAAACCCUUCGGCGGGAGAGAAAGAUUAACGAAAAUAGAUAUAUUUAGGUAAGAAUCCGGAGUUGCAGGGCAUAGACGAAGACGCUCAGCCUCAAUUAACACACACACGUUCCAUUAUUAAGUCCAAUGAUUAGUCUUCCUCUGUGAAUAUGCACACGCGCGCCCCUUUCUUUUCUAUGCCUUUCUCUUUCGUUUAUUUAUUCUUUUCAUUGAUCGGAGAAUGGCCUCUGGGCGGUUGUGGUUGCAGAUAGGAAUGUCCGGAUGGCUGACUGGCGACUAUUCUCUAAGGUGCCAACCCGUAGACUACAGUGAUCGACCCCAAGUACUAAGGAUCUUCUUCGUGUUGAGGAAGAAGAAUGAUCACGUGUCGACAUUACACGUUAUUCACCACGGUUGCAUGCCAAUGUCAGUAUGGUUUGGCGUUAAAUUUACACCAGGUGGUCACUCGACUUUCUUCGGACUCCUGAACACGUUCGUUCACAUCGUAAUGUACACGUACUACAUGCUGGCCGCGAUGGGUCCGAAACUUCAGCCGUACCUCUGGUGGAAGAAAUACCUGACCGUCUUCCAAAUGAUACAGUUCGUCGCGGUGAUGAUCCACGCGUUUCAACUGCUCUUCAUCGACUGCAACUACCCGAAGGCGUUCGUUUGGUGGAUCGGUCUGCACGCGACCAUGUUCUUCUUCCUGUUCAACGAAUUUUACCAGCAGAGCUACCAGCAGAAGAGGAAACCAAUGACGAACGGCGUGAAGAAGGAUCACCAGGAGUGUCAUCAGUCGAACGGUGUCACAACGGACAGAGCAAACGGCAAUUCGUCCGGAAGAAGGGACCCGGCCGAUUAUUACGUGAAGGGCGACAGCCUGGCCGCGUCGGAGCUUAACCUUAGGAAAUCGUACACGACGACCGAGUGACCCGAUCACGCUACGUCGUAGCCGUCAUCAAUUCAUCUCGUCUUUUUCCGUCGAAUUCCACGAGUCGCAUCCGGGCUUUUUCUCCUUCUCCUUCCGGUCCGGCGAUCCGUUCCGAGAUCCAGCGGAGAGAACAUCGGAGAGUACAAAAUUACUGCGUUGCAUUGCGACCGCGUUGUAUAGCGUGUAUUCGUGGAAGGGGAUAGAAAGUGAGAGGGAAAGAGUGAUACGAAGCCAACGUGUAUAGUACAGAGUAGUACUCCCGGAUGUGUUGCGGCUCAAUGUCACGGAUCCCUGGCCUCGCGAUUCAGGUAUUCGUGAUCCUCCUUCGGUUCGCUGUACGUACACCUGCCACGACCGACAAAGUAACUCGUCGUCGAAUCCGCCGCUCUCCCAGGCGGGUAUGCGCGAAGCAUGGAAACUGUUGCGCUGCCAUUCGUCUAAUUGUAUUUCGCGAACACGUUAAAUACCAAAAACUGAAUUGCAUUAAUAUCCUGAUAAGAUCGCGAUGGAACGAAAAUAUAAUAGACGAAAUUACGUAAGAAUUUCAGUGCAUAAUUUGCAUCGUCAUUGCAUUACCGAUCACGGUAAUUCAUGAUCACGCCGUAUUACGAUGCACAAUAGUAAUUGUGGAAUAAUUGUUUUUUUUUUAUCAAGUAGUAGCGAAGUUACUGUGUUUUUCGCAACACGCGCGUUCGAACCCCUCGGAGAGAGGUAAAAGUGCCUCUCGCCUCUCCUGAAACCAGCUGAAACUGUCCGGACUCGGGUUUUUGGCCGUCCUUUCGUACAGAACGGACAUUGUUGAAAAACCAAUUUUUCGAUUUACAUAAUUUUCAAACACGCCAGGACGAUAGCUACUUGCGAAAUGUUUUUACUGUCAUCGGUUUACGCGCAGCUCUAAGAUUAUAUAAAAACAAGGAAUUAUAUAAGACAGUUAACGGUGAGUCUUGAAUCAAAUUACGUAACAAUGCCACCGACCGUUAUUUUAUUACGUAAUUCGGGAAGAUCUCUUUUGCAUUUUAUCAGGAUCCCGCGAAUAUUAGGAAAUUCAUACUUCAUUACCUAUUCGAGAACUUGUGACCUUAAUUAGACCGAUCUGUGACACAUAGUCCGUAUACUUUCCUACAACGUUUCACGGUUACAUAAAUGCUCUGGAAACUGGGCUUAAAUUCAUGUCCGUAUACAGAUGUGAGUCGGUUAACGUUAAAACCAAAAAAUUUCUCCGUCAGAUUUUAAUAGUACGAAGAAAUGAUUAAAGGAAGGAAAUAUCUGGCGAAUACCGUGACAAAGAAGAUUUCUUUCUCGUGAUCGUAACCAAGAAAUUUUGUAUGUGAAACAUUUCCUCGUAUUGUUAAAACUGAAGAAAGAAUCUUUCAACGUUACAUGACCCAUCCUACUAUACAAUUGUAUUUUGCAAGUACCAAGUUUUUUAAUCAUUGUAAUUUAAGAUAUAUUUUAAACGUUUCUAAUUUUGCGAAUAUUUCCUCUUCGCAAGCAAAAGCGUGCACAUUAUAAACGCGUAAAAAUUACUUUCAUUCCAAUGUAAAUCAUCGUGUAUCUAUAUAUAUAUACACAUAUUCGAUUUCGAGAGAUACUUUACAUACGCGGCAAUUGUACGCACAGUGUAACAUGUUCAGCAUUGUACAUAAAAUACAUCAUCGAUUUGAUAUGUUCGACUCAAAAGCCAUUCAGCUGAAAUUAAAGGAGAAAAGAAAAGAAAAAACGAAAAAAAGAAAAAAAAAAAAGA